AUGAGAGAUACACCAGGAGGGGUGGCUAUCUAUAAGCCCUGGGCACACAGAGACGUACAAACCCUAGUGGAUGCCCUGCCUGCACCAGAUGAGUCUGGUGACAGAUGGGUAAAGGCUUUUGAAAGUUUAACGGCUGCAGAUGAGCUCACAAUAGGAGACCUGGCAACGGUGAUGAACAGAUGCAUGGGGGACCAAGAGUGUCGCGAGAUCUUCGGCACAGGAGGAGUGAGAGGACGAGUGGCAGCAGCAACCCAGUUUGAUCAACACCGUGGUCAGGUAUGGGACGCUAUAAGACGCAAAUACCCAACUAAACCAAGACCUCAGCUGAUGAAGAGUUUGACACUGGGAGGGGACAAGCUGUGUCUGUGGCCCAGAGAACCUCAAUUUUGGAGCAUCCCAAACCCACCACUGUACAACACCUUUUGUCCUUUCUUAGCCUUACUGGUUACAGCAGAACACACGUGCCAGAAUAUUGUCUCAAGGUUGAGCCACUGCGGGCCAUCUUGAGGGAAGCAGGAAACAGAAACCUCACAGCAGUCCUGAAGUGGACUCCAGAAGCGGAAGCUGCUUUCAUUCAACUCAAACAGACACUAGCCCAGGCUGAAGCCCUCUCCUUACCUGAUUAUACCACACCAUUCUGUUUGGAUGUUUCUGAACAGGGCGGGUUUGUACACUCCAUCCUUUAUCAAAAACAAAAGGGGGAGAGGAGAGUGCUGCACUACUACAGUGCGAAAUUGGACAACAUUGAGACAGGGCAAACUGACUGUGCCAGACAUAUGGCUGCACUCGCCAAAGCUGUAGGGAAGACAGCUCACAUUGUGAUGAGACACCCACUGGAAAUCAACACAGAUCAUGCGGUGACCGCCUUUAUAGGCUCAAAACUAUUCACCCUCUCCAGCAAAAGGAAAUCCAGCAUAACAAAGGCCAUUACAGCACGACACAUUACAUAUGUAACAACAGCGACCAACAUGACGGACGGCAUGGGCCUUGGAGAACCACAUGUCUGUGAGGAUAGAGCAGCUAAACAGAUCAAAGUCCGAAUGGACCUGCAAAACUCACCCUGGGAAGGGAACAAGAUCACCCUGUUUACGGAUGGAUGCUGCUACAGGUCAAAGGACCCAAAGGAAGGAAACAUUGCUGCUUACGCUGUAGUGAAACAGGACACAGAAGGAGGACAUGAGGUAUUGGAAGCAGCAAAAUUGGGUCCCAAUGAAGCCUCAGCACAACUAGCAGAACUCAGGGCACUGAGGAGAGCACUCCAACUGAGCAAGGGAAAGGAGGUGGACAUUUACACGGACUCUGCCUAUGCACAUGGGAUUGCGCACAUUGAUGGACCACCAGCUCGAAUGAGCCCAUCAAACAUAAGGUUGAGGUACAGAUGCUUAUUGGAGCAAUCCAGUGGCCGAAACGGGUGUCAAUAAUGAAGUGUAAAGGACACAGCAAAGAAAGUACGAAGGUACGCGAGGGAAAUGAUCGAGCUGACCAAGCGGCUAAGGAGGCAGGAGGAUACACUGCUCAACAGAUGGUACAGAGAGCAACCCAAGGCCAAGAGGAUCUAACAGAAGAUACAGUAAGGCAGCUACAAGAAGCAGCUGAUGUCUACGAACAGAACAUGUGGAGCAGGCAGGGAGCAAGGAGGGACCACCAAGGAAUCUGGAGGUCUCAUACAGGAAAAACAGUGGCACCUGCAAAACUUCUCAGGUCGGUCAUAAGGGAAGAACACGAGAAGGCACAUGGAGGAUGGAAAGGUGUUGCAAAGGCGGUUGAACGGGCAUGGUGGCAUCCACACAUGUUGGACCUGGCAAGAGAGAUAUCAGAAAUUGUGAAGUAUGCAAACAGUAUAACAACAAAGUGUCACUCGGAGCAGUGAUAGGCAGUUUCCCAAUACCUGACGCGCCAUUUCAAGACAUUUGCAUAGAUUUCACGGACAUGGGACAGGACAACAGAGUGGAAGGAAAAAGAUACCUGUUGGUAAUGGUUGACAGAUUCACCAGAUGGGUGGGAGCCAUCCCCACAGCAAGGGAAGAUGCAAAGGCUGUGAUUAAAUGGCUGAGGAGGGACCUCAUCCCAAGAUUCGGGGUCCCGCGAAUGAUCCGCUCUGAUAACGGUACCCAUUUCAAGAAUGAACACCUGAGGGAGGUAGAGCAGGCCCUAGUAAUCACCCACAAGUUUGGGUCAGUGUAUCACCCCCAGUCGCAGGGUCUGGUAGAGAGAGCUAACCAAACGCUGAAACGAAAAAUUGCCAAAAUCAUGGCCGGAACUAAGCUAAAAUGGGUAGAUGCUCUGCCCCUAGCUCUGAUGUCAAUGAGGAACUCACCUGGGUCUGACACCCAUUUAACGCCUCAUGAACUCAUGACAGGGAGUCGAAUGCCAGGACCACCAGCAGACAAUCUUAGCAUGCCUAGACUAGACAUUGCAAAAAUCAGAUACACAGACUACAUGCAGGCGCUAACCUCUCUUGUUGAAAGACUGUCCAAACAGGUGGUGGAGGUUCGCACUCCUGCUGUCGAGACUACAGACGAGAACAGAGACAUCCUGGUGGGAGAUUGGGUGAGAGUGAAGGUGCACUCCAGGAAGUGGACGGAACCAAGGUGGGAAGGCCCAUACCAGGUGAAAGAGGUGUCAAGUCACUCAUUACGAGUAAGUACUGACAAAAAAUACACUUGGUACCAUCGCACACACUGUGCGAAAGACACAGGCCCGGAUAGAACAUUACAACAGACUAUAACGGACAUUGCUGAUUCCCAAUAA
Coregonus sp. 'balchen' is the source of this 2751-nucleotide messenger RNA. Lineage: Eukaryota; Metazoa; Chordata; Actinopteri; Salmoniformes; Salmonidae. The record is from the annotation of a GenBank genome assembly.